CUAUGGCGCAAUCGGUCGUUUUCGAUGUUCAGCGGAAGUCGCGGUAUCACGGGAAUCAGGGUAGACGGGCGCUGGAAGAGCAGGUUCGUAGACACGUUUGGUGUCGUGAGAGAACCUGAGGUGCCCUGUCGCAGUGGAUGAGAAUACGAUGCAUUGGAGCGCCUGGGCAAUCUAGGAUAUGUGAGGGAUGUUGGCCGCAGUUCUCCAGACCUACCAGACCUAAGACCGACAAUGUGGGGCUAGGAUUAUGGGCUAGAUCUCCCGGCACAACUUCCGAGACGCCAGACCCCCGAAUUCUGCAAGGUCCAAGGGCCCAAGUCAUGCCUGCUCACCUCGAUAAGGAAGUGAGUGAUUGCGAUGCUGCGAAAAUGUUUCUGUCGGACCGAACAUCGCCCUGGUCAGCUUGUUCAAGGCCAUCGUCUUGUCUGAAGAACUGCACAGCAUCUUCUGCGGUCAUCUCGUGCCGACGUCUGAGCGAAUUGUGUCUCAGGCCUUCCGCAACAGGCAGGACGCCCUAUCAGGAUGAAACGCUUGCCGAAAUACCAAGACUUUUAAACAAUGCGAUGACCGCCAACGACGAUGGCGAUCGUUUCCAAUUCUCCCAUCGCUCUUGACGGACUUUCCUCGCUCAUCAAUGCGCAAUGACCACAGAUCGACAGGGCAUAAGUUUCAUUAACGGGCCAUUGUCGGUUGCUAUCGUGAAGUUUUCGAUCAAAGAGGAAGAGCUUGGACAUGCUGCUGCGGUUUUGGAAGUGACGAGGAGGACAAGAGCAUGAACGAGCGCUGAAAAUUGCCAAGAAGCUCCGGAACAGUCGGCGCACGGAGUGCUCCAGCCCGUGAUCCUUGCUGACACUCGAACGCUCACAC
Molecule: messenger RNA, 867 nt
Organism: Macroventuria anomochaeta
Lineage: Eukaryota; Fungi; Ascomycota; Dothideomycetes; Pleosporales; Didymellaceae
Exons: 1
Coding region: 138-614 (158 amino acids)
Source: RefSeq, a predicted model, not a curated record